Messenger RNA from Raphanus sativus (radish), 1771 nucleotides. RefSeq names its product cytochrome P450 705A22. Gene Ontology annotation, cellular component: membrane. The coding region runs from base 23 to 1558 and encodes 511 amino acids. NCBI's taxonomy places the organism in Eukaryota, Viridiplantae, Streptophyta, Magnoliopsida, Brassicales, Brassicaceae. The transcript has 2 exons. Gene Ontology annotation, molecular function: oxidoreductase activity, acting on paired donors, with incorporation or reduction of molecular oxygen, NAD(P)H as one donor, and incorporation of one atom of oxygen; iron ion binding; heme binding. The record is from RefSeq and is a predicted model, not a curated record.
GAACACUUACUGAGUAACAACGAUGGCAGCAACUUUCAUUGUUGACUUUGAAAACUUUUUCAUCUUGAUCAUCCUUUGCCUCUUUUCAUUUCUCUGUUACCAUUUCUUCUUCAAGAAACCAAAUGACUCAGAAGGCUGUGAUCUGCCCCCCAGCCCUCCGUCCCUUCCAAUCAUCGGUCAUCUUCACCAUCUCCUCUCUCUUCUACUCCACAAACGUUUACAGAAACUCUCCUCCAAGUACGGACAUAUCCUCUAUCUUCGUGUUUUAAAUGUCCCCAUAGUCCUUGUCUCCUCUGCCUCAAUAGCCUAUGAGAUCUUUAAGGCGCAAGACAUGAACGUUUCCGAUCGCAACCUCCCAACGAACGAAGGGUCUCUUUUCUUUGGAUCUUUCGGCUUCGUUACCGCUCCUUACGAAGAUUACUUUAAAUUCGUAAAGAAGCUCAUCACCACCAAGCUCCUUGGACCUCAGGCUCUCGAGAGGUCACGAGGCGUCCGUGCGGACGAGGUAAAUCAGUUUUACUUGAAUCUUGUAGACAAGGCAAUGAAGAAGGAGAGCGUUGAGAUUGCUAAGGAAGCUAUGAAGCUAAUAAGCAACAACACAUGGAAGAUGCUUAUGGGAAAGGGUUUUUCAGAGCGCGGUGAAGUAGAGAGAGUGAGGGGCUUAGUGGCCCAAACAGAUGUCGUGUCAAAGAAGUUUUUCGUGGCGGCCGUCUUGCGCAAGCCGCUUGCUAAGCUCGGGAUCUCACUUUUCAAAAAGGAUUUAGUAAGUAUCUCAUGCAGGUACGAUGAGUUGUUGGAGAAGAGUCUUGUGGAAUAUGAAGAGGAGCAUAAUCAAAGUAGUGAGAUGUUGGACGUACUAUUGGAAGCUUGUCAAGGUGAAAAAACAGCAGAGUGUAAGAUCACUAGGAACCAUAUCAAGGCCUUGUUCGUGGACUUUUUCGUUGCAGGUACUGUCACCACAACAAACAGUGUACAGUGGACCAUGGCAGAGGUUUUAAACAACCCAAAGAUUCUUGAGAGAUUGAGAGAAGAAAUUGAUUCGGUUAUAGGUAAAACAAGGUUAAUUCAGGAAACAGAUCUACCUAACCUUCCUUAUUUGCAAGCUGUCGUCAAGGAAGCACUGAGAUUGCACCCACCGGCACCUCUUGGGUUAAGGUCCUUCCGAGAAGGAUGUAAGGUCGUAGGCUUUGAUGUAUUGGCGAAAACAACACUUAUUAUUAACUGGUAUGCAAUAAUGAGAGAUCCAGAUGUCUGGGAAUACCCAGAGGAGUGUAGGCCUGAGAGGUUUUUGUCUUCAUCUCAAGAGGACGAGAUAAAAGAGGAAGUCCUAAAAUACAUUCCUUUCGGGAGGGGAAGGAGAGGCUGUCCUGGAUCAAAUCUAGGUUACCUUUCUGUAGGAACCGCAGUUGGCGUCAUGGUGCAGUGUUUUGAUUGGAAAAUCGAAGAAGAUAAGGUCAACAAGGAAGAGGGUCGUGGAACAAUGACGCUGACUAUGGCUCAUCCCCUUAAGUGCACUCCUCUUCUUAGAAAUCCAAACCUUUUACCUUCCAUUCUGUAGAUUUCCACUAUGUGCGUCCCAGGCAAUUAAUGUCUAUGCAUGUCAUCCUUGGUUUAUGGCUACAUGGAAAGAAUAAUUUUAUUCAUGUAUGAUUCUGUCCUUGGAUUUCAGAUAAAAUGAUACGCUAAACUUUGUCUAAAGCUCAAAAACUUCGAGCAUAUGUUUUUGUGUGUGUAGAUAUUAUAACAUUAAUUUUUUUUGUUGGAUGUGUUA